This is a messenger RNA of Sphaeroforma arctica JP610, 164 nucleotides long. RefSeq lists its product as hypothetical. The annotation marks the transcript as partial. NCBI's taxonomy places the organism in Eukaryota, Ichthyosporea, Ichthyophonida. The record is from RefSeq and is a predicted model, not a curated record. The transcript has a single exon.
AUUGACGCAAAUAUCGCGCGCGAAGAGCGAGAGGACGAGAACGAUUUUGCCACAGAUUUCCCGGAUAACAAAUAUCUGACAGUAGAGUUUGUUAUGGAUCGGGAUGCUGAGUUGGCUAUGCAAGACAUCUGUGCGAAAGUGGAUAUACCUGGUUAUUACAGCAG